Messenger RNA from Nothobranchius furzeri (turquoise killifish), 1827 nucleotides. The record is from RefSeq and is a predicted model, not a curated record. NCBI's taxonomy places the organism in Eukaryota, Metazoa, Chordata, Actinopteri, Cyprinodontiformes, Nothobranchiidae.
ACCUCCAUCUCUGCUGAUCCACAGCUCAUCACCCCUCACUCUGUUACCUGAAGCUCUCCUUCAGGCUCCUACAAAGCUCAGAAUACUUCUUUUCCUUUUUUAAAUCACCAGAUGUGUGAGAACCGCUGGAUGAUUUAGCACCUGGAAGCAACAUCUGGGAUUUGAAUUUGAGACAAAUGGGACCAUGUGCUUUUCUCUCUCUGGAAGUGGUCGACUUUACGAGAACUCUUUGGGGGAUCCAGGCACCGUUUUCCAAAGGCAAGACAUCAUAUCUGUGGACACCCCGUGGACUGGCGCUGCCUACUGGAGCGGGCGUAGCGGCAGGCUGCCAUCUUUAAUCAUCCUCAGUGUGGUAUUUCCAUGGAGAAAGGAUUGAAAUGGCUUUUUUAUUUCACUUCUGAUUCAUUUGCUCUUCCAAAUGAAAGAAUGAGGAUCAGAACCAUUUCUGGUGAAUAAUGGAGGAAAACAGGACGUUGCUACCCUCUGAGCUCAAAGAGUGCACCUCCGUUUGGUCGCCGAUGCCCUCGUCUCCCAGCAGACUGCUGGGAGCUCCUCCCAACCCACAGACGCGCCUCAAGGACCUGACAGGGAUGGUUUUCAUGGUGACUCUGAACGUUCUGGCUCUCCUGGCCAACACUGCUGUUCUGGUGGUUGUCAUCAAAGCGCCUCAUUUCAGGAAGUUUGCCUUUGUGUGCCACCUGUGUGCGGUGGACCUGCUGUGUGCCAUCCUCCUCAUGCCUCUGGGCAUCGUCUCCAGCUCGCCGUACUUCGCUGACGUGGUGUUCACCAUGAUGGAGUGUCAGGUCUACGUCUUCCUCAUCGUGAUCCUUAUAGCUGCCUCCAUCUUCACCAUCACAGCCAUAAGUGUGGAGCGUUACUACUACAUCGUCCACCCCAUGCGUUAUGAAGUAAAGAUGACCCUGAAGCUUACAGCAGCUGUACUGGUGCUGGUGUGGGUGGCUGCUGCCACACUGGGCCUCUCCACUGUCUUUAAAUGGCCAUCCUAUGGCGGCCGGAGCUCCAUCAGUGCUGCUCACUGCUUGCUUCACUGGAGCCACAGCGACCACAGACGUAUUUUCUCGCUGCUGUUCAGCGUCACCUGUUUCUGUCUGCCUUCUGUGGUGAUAUUUGCUGUUUAUUGCAACGUCUAUAAGGUGGCUCGAGUUGCUGCCCGGCAACACAGACCGUUGCCCUCAUGGACAAUCAAUCAGCUGAAGCAUCGCUCUGAUUCCAUCAACAGCCAGACCACCAUCAUCACGACUCACAACGCUCCCCGCAGGAGGACUCGCGACCAUCUCUUUGGCAGAAGUAAAGCGGCUCUCACUCUGGUGGUCAUUGUUGGACAGUUUCUGAUCUGCUGGCUGCCUUACUUCGCCUUUCACUUCCAUCUCACUCUAGACAAAACAGCUCACAUUCCUCCCGACGUGGAGGUUGUGGUCACCUGGUUGGCGUAUUCCUCCUUCGCUAUGAAUCCGUUCUUCUACGGGCUUCUCAACAGACAGAUCAGGGAGGAGCUCCUGAAGCUGCGGCGCUGCUACUCAUCCCGCCCAGCAGAGCUGGCUGCUUACGGCCACGACGGCCCAGGCCACGAGAACUUCCUGCAGUUUCUUCGCAGGACCAGUUGCACUCUGGAGACACGAGUGAGCUUUGCCACUCCCAGUCAUAGAAGUACUUUGGAUCAAACUGGGCACACUGGUUUCAGGAUACCUGGUCAGAUCCCAGAAGAGUUCAGUUAGACAAACAUCAGUGUCAUACCACGGCAUCCAUAGCGCUCUGGAUUUAAGGCAAUAGCUGUGUUUCCACUAUAGAAAUUCAGCAAAUACAUUU